Parastagonospora nodorum SN15 is the source of this 2526-nucleotide messenger RNA. RefSeq lists its product as hypothetical. The record is from RefSeq and is a predicted model, not a curated record. Gene Ontology annotation, cellular component: cytoplasm. The transcript is spliced from 2 exons. NCBI's taxonomy places the organism in Eukaryota, Fungi, Ascomycota, Dothideomycetes, Pleosporales, Phaeosphaeriaceae. Gene Ontology annotation, biological process: intracellular signal transduction; protein phosphorylation; regulation of MAPK cascade. Bases 1 to 2526 code for a protein of 841 amino acids. Gene Ontology annotation, molecular function: ATP binding; protein serine/threonine kinase activity.
AUGUAUUCCCGCGACCAAUUCAUGAACCCCGGUCCCGCGCCGCGACCGCCCCCACGCCUCAAUCUCACACCCAACACCAGCAGCACUCUGCCAGGGAACAUGGCCGGGCUUAGCAUGCAGUCGCCCGCCUUUAACAACGGCUCACAGAUGUCGUUGGUCCGCACACAGACGGACCGCAGCGUGUCUUCCACGGCUACCGUCAAGGAAGGCAUGGUCAAGGUCAAGGAUGAAGGUCUUUUCAAGGCUUUCGCCUGGUCAGACCGAUGGCUCGUGCUGCGCGAAUUCGAGCUGAACUUUUUCAAGAGCGCCAACGCGUCCAAGGUGUCACAGUCUAUCCAGCUGCGGGAUAUUCUGGGUGUCGAGCGAUCGGACACACAACCGUUGUCUUUCGAGAUCACACGCUCAUUGAACCCAAGCAAAGGAUCCUCGCCCCCUCGUGACGGGCCGACCAAGAUCAUAACAUGCAAGGUCGAGACGGAUGACGAGGUAUACUCGUGGAUCGACAGCAUCUACCAGCGUUGCCCCAGCAUGGGCGGUGUCAGUAACCCGACUAACUUCACACAUCGAGUCCACGUCGGCUUUGAUCCCAACAGCGGAGCCUUCGUUGGAUUGCCAGUGGAGUGGGAAAAACUUCUCACGGCUUCCGCGCUCACUAAGGAUGACUACGCGAAGAAUCCCAAAGCUGUCCUCGAGGUGCUUGAAUUCUACACUGAAAAGCUCGUGAAGCGAUCCGAGGACCCACAACAGUACCCCAGUCUCACUCCGACUCCAUCAACUGGUGCGGGCAUGGAGAAGCAGCUCGGCUAUGGCGGUAGCGGCAAUUCAGUCGCGCCUCCGCGGCCCGCACCGCCUGGUGCUUACCAGCGCAAGGACAGCUACAGUCAGCAGGGUCGCCAGAACACUCCUCCUUCCGGAUAUUCUAGUGCUCAGAAUGGCGCAUCACAGCAGGAUCGCUAUGAGCAGGAUCGCAGGCGGCAAGAGGAGAACGCCCGUCAGCAACGUGAACGCGAGAUGCAGAGACAGAGGCAGGAGUUUGAGCGACGGGAGCGCGAAGAACUAGCGGCCUACAAUGCCUCGCUACCACAGAAGAAGGUGCCAAUCGCACAGCAAGAGGUUGGCGGUGGUGUUGCGUACGACACGCGUGACCAGAGUCCAUCAGGUCAGCGCUACAACCCGAGUCGACCAGCUCCGUCUACUCCAGGCUCCCAGAGAACCCAGCAGCAACAGCCCCCGGGCUCGCUUCGCCAGAUGGCAUCGCAACGUCCUGCCCCACCUGCACCAAGCCAGCAGAAUGGAGCAUACGGUGCAGCGCCUCAAUCGAAGCCUCCAUCUACACAGCCGCAGAGGCCGCCUGUUAACCCAAGCUCUAGCUACCAGAAUUCCAGUAACCAGGUUCCUCAAGCUCGCCAAGCGAACGGUCAGACACAGCAAAAGCAGUACCAAGGCUCAUCUGCUGCGCCGAAGCCUCUUAACGUGGCAAAGCCUGCCGGUGCUCCUGUCAAUGAUGCUGUCAAGAAAGCCGAGCAAGCUCUUACUAGUAAGCCAAAAGAGGAGCCCCAACGCAAGGAUGUGCGCAUGUCGAGCAUGUCCGAAAGCGAGGUCAUGGCCAAGCUCCGCGAAGUCGUCUCCAAGGACAAGCCUCUUGAGUCGUACAACAAGCAGAAGAAGAUCGGUCAGGGUGCUAGUGGUUCCGUUUAUGUUGCCCGCAUCCGCGAAGGUGCAACUUCAGCAAUGGCAAAGAGGAUCCUUCAAGAGAACGGACCCCGCGCACAAGUUGCCAUCAAGCAGAUGGAUCUUCGCAACCAGCCGCGCAAGGAGCUAAUUGUCAACGAGAUCAUCGUCAUGAAGGACAGCAAGCAUCCCAACAUUGUCAACUUUCUAGACGCUUUCUUGCAGGAAGAGCAGUCGGAGUUGUGGGUAGUUAUGGAGUUCAUGGAGGGUGGAGCGUUGACUGAUGUCAUUGACAACAACCCGUCUAUCAGUGAAGACCAGAUUGCGACCAUCUGUUUCGAGACCUGUAAAGGACUUGAGCAUCUGCAUAACCAGAACAUCAUCCACCGAGACAUCAAGAGUGACAAUGUCCUCCUCGACGGUCGUGGCAACGUCAAGAUCACCGAUUUUGGUUUCUGCGCCAAGCUCACUGAACAACGCAGCAAGCGCGCCACCAUGGUCGGCACCCCAUACUGGAUGGCACCUGAGGUCGUCAAGCAGAAGGAGUAUGGCAACAAGGUCGAUAUCUGGUCCCUUGGUAUCAUGGCUAUCGAGAUGAUUGAGUCCGAGCCUCCUUACCUGAACGAAGAGCCACUCAAGGCCCUUUACCUGAUUGCGACCAACGGUACCCCGCGCCUCAAGAAGCCAGAUAAGCUGUCCAAGGAACUCAAGGCUUUCCUCUCGGUCUGCCUAUGCGUGGAUGUCAAGUCGCGAGCGAGCGCCUCCGAGCUGAUGACACACGACUUCCUCAAGAGCGGAUGCAGCUUGAACAGUCUCUCUCAACUGCUCAACUUCCGAAAGAACGGCAGCCACUAA